Vicugna pacos (alpaca) is the source of this 12158-nucleotide messenger RNA. It is a transcript of the gene TRANK1, whose product is annotated as tetratricopeptide repeat and ankyrin repeat containing 1. The record is from RefSeq and is a predicted model, not a curated record. NCBI's taxonomy places the organism in Eukaryota, Metazoa, Chordata, Mammalia, Artiodactyla, Camelidae. Gene Ontology annotation, molecular function: protein binding.
UGUGUGCGCGCGCGGGCUCGCGCGCGCCUGGUCCCUCAUGGUGACCCGCUCGAAGCACUCGGCUUCCAAAGGCGGCCGAGAGCCAUCCCAUUAGAGAGCUAGCCUGCAAGAUGGGAGACAUCGAAACGCCUCUUUUGAACACACGGUGACAAACACCCCCUCCCACUCAGCGGCGACGUGCACGUGACAGUUUUCGGGCCCUCGCAACUACGUGGAAACUAGGAGUAGGUCCGCGGCUGCACACAGCCGGGCGCCGGGGUCCCCGCGCCCUCGCCCCGCUCGUCGCGGCCCGGGGGCCGAGCCACCGAGAGCAGAGGACCCCGCCCGCCGCGCCCGGCCCCCGGGAAGCGGCUCCUGAGGCGGCGGCGGCGGCCCCGGCCAUGUGGGACGCGCGGGUAACUAGGAUGGACCCCAUAGCUUACGCUGAGCUGUUGAAAGAAUCUGGCAACCAGGUGUUUAAGAACGGGAACUUCUCUUUGGCCAUCAGAAAGUAUGAUGAAGCCAUCCAGAUUCUCAUGCAGUUGUUCCAGUGGGGAGGCUGGGAAGUUCGAGGUCCAGGUGCCAGUCAAUUCAGUUCCUGGGUUCCCCCCAGGGACUUGGCUGUGCUGCUGUGCCACAAAUCCAACGCGUUUUACAGCCUUGGGAAGUGGAACGACGCAUACGAGGCUGCCAAGGAGUGUCUCCAGUGGGAUCCAACCUACGUGAAGGGAUAUUACCGAGCUGGUUAUUCUUUGCUGCGUUUGCUCCAGCCUUACGAAGCUGCUCGCAUGUUUUUUGACGGCCUGAGACUCGUGCAGCGCAGCCUGGACCAGACCCAGGUUGCUGAUUUCCUGGUGGGAUUCUUUACCACCAUGGGCAAUGACCCCAUUGUUUUGCAAAGUUUCUCGCCCUGCUUUGAUCAUAUUUUCACUACUGGAUUCUCAACUGAAGUGUGGCAAUCGGUAAUAGAAAAGUUGGCAAAGAAAGGAUUAUUACAUUCAUUUCUACUUCUAUUGGCGAGAAAAGACCGACUCCCGAGAAACAUCCACGUCCCAGAGUUAUCGCUGAGAAGUCUCUUUGAGAAAUAUGUCUUCAUUGGACUUUAUGAGAAAAUGGAGCAGGUGCCCAGAUUAGUCCAGUGGCUCAUCUCCAUUGGGGCAAGUGUCGAGACCAUAGGACCGUACCCUCUCCACGCCCUCAUGCGGCUCUGCAUCCAAGCACGGGAAAACCAUCUUUUCCGGUGGUUGAUGGACUACAAGCCCGAGUGGAAGGGUCGUAUCAACCAGAAGGAUGCGGAUGGCUGCACGGUCCUGCACGUCGUCGCCGCCCACUCCCCCGGGUACCUCAUCAAGCGACAAACGGAAGAUGUGCAGAUGCUCCUGCACUUUGGGGCAGACCCCACCCUGCUGGAUCGACAGUCCCGGUCCCCUGUGGAUGUCCUGAAGAGGAACAAGAACUUCAAAGCCAUCGAGAAAAUCAACAGUCACUUGGAAAAACUGGCUGCGUGUUCUAAGGACCUCUCAGGUCUGAGCAACGGUGAGGGACCCGCUAGCGAAAGCGACAUUUUCCGGAAGGCCUCCGAGCAGCUGGUGACCUACAUGAACUCAGGAAGCCGGUUGCAGAAAAACUUUUUGAAGCAAGAAGUGGUUCAGAGAUUCUUACGCCUUCUUUCUUCGCUGCAGGAAAUUCCUCCUGACCUGGUCUAUGACAUUAACCGCGACUGUGCCAACACCUUCAUCAAGUUUUUACUGGAAAAACAGCGAUGGCUCGAGGUGCUUCUGUUGCUGACCCGCAAAGCGAGCGGGGAGCCGCCGCUCGGGGACUGCCUCAUCAAAGACUGCGACCUCUCGGACCUCGACCUCUGUGUGGUCUUCCCCCACCUCUGCACCUGGGACCAGCGGAGGACCCAGCUCCUGGGCCACCUGAUAGACCACGGAGCCUCCCCCGAGGGUCUCCAGGGCAGCCAGGAGAGGCCGAUCACCACGUGCCUGAAGCAUGAGGACUUCGAACUGGCCUUCCUCCUCUUGACCAAGGGUGCAGAUCCUCGAGGCAUUUCUCUCACCGAAGGCGACACUCCUUUGCAUGCUGCACUCCACAUCUUUCUAGAGAUCAAAGCUGACGUCGGUUUUAACUUCCUCAAUCACCUGUUGAAUCUGUUCUGGUCCAAGCCCAGCGAAUUUCACUACCUCAACCCCAACAACCAGGACAGCAGCGGGAACACGCUGAUGCACAUCCUCUUCCAGAAGGGCAUGCUGAAGCGCAUGGGGAAGCUGAUAGGUCUGCUGGUGAAGUUUGACAUCAACUUCAACCUGAAGAACAAGGAAGGCAAGGACGUGCGGCACCGCGUUAAGAAGAACGACGCGCUGCUCCUGGCCUGGAACAAAGCCCUGCUGGAGAGCAGGCGCAGGGGCCGCCCGGACACCGCCGCCCACGCGGGGAAGCCCCUGCGCUCCGCGGCCCCAGCUCACACGUCCCAGAUCAAGGGCUCCUCCAAGUUGCCACCCUGCGGCGGCGGUGCCCGAGCCCCGCCCGGAGGAGCCGUGGUCCCUGACAGCUGGGAGACCCUCCCAGAUGCCCAGGCGAUGAGGCCGGAGCCUGGGGCGUCCAGGCCCAGCUCACGGAGAGACUGCCUCGUGCAGGACAUCACGGCUUUGAUUCGGCAGGUGGAAAUGGAUCCGUCCCUCUCAGAGGCUUGUCCCCAGGCUCCUGAGCCUCUGGAGGCGGGAGCUGGCCCUGAAGUGGAGAAGGAGCCUCAGGGCGCCCCGGGGUCGGGGGCCUCUGACAGCAGUGGGAACAACCCUGGUGCCCUUGAGGCCGUGGAGGGAUGCGUCCAUGGGGGCCUCGGGGCCCGGCAGCCCGUGCCUGCUGGUCACAGGGGGACAGAGGGCAGUGACGACCAGGACGACCAGAGCCUGCCAGAGGUCGAGGCCUGCCUCCUGGACUUCGAGAACAUGACAUGGGAGAUCGAGUGCACUUCGGAGAUGCUGAAGAAGCUGUCCAGCAAGAUCAUGACCAAGGUCAUGAAGAAGAAAAUCAUCCUUGCCAUCCAGAAUCUGGGCAACGGCGAGUGGACGCGGGGCCUGCGGAAGCGGCUGAGGAACCUGAAAGGGAGCAUCCAGCUCUUCGAGGCCAAGCUGGACAAAGGGGCCCGGAUGCUGUGGGAGCUCGCCAUCGACUUCUCCCCUCGGUGCAGCGAGAACCCUGAGAAGAUCAUCGCCGCAGAGCGCGGCGCGCACCCCUCGGAGAAGGUGGGGCGGGUCUACACGGAAAUCAUCCGGAUCUGGGACGUCGUGUUGGAUCACGACAGGCUGCCGGACUCCAUCCAGGCCAUCUGCAGCGCCUACAACCGGGGCCUGUCCUGUGUCCUGCGCAAGAAGUUAAAGGGUAUCAACAAGGGCCAGGUGUCGGCCAACAUGAAGAUCCAGAAGCGGAUUCCCCGCUGCUACGUGGAGGACACGGAGGCCGAACAGAGCGGGGCGCGUGCGGAGCCCGAGUACUUCCCGCCGGCCAGCGCCGUGGAGACGGAGUAUAACAUCAUGAAGUUCCACAGCUUCAGCACCAGCAUGGCCUCCAACAUCCUCAACGACACGACGGCCACCGUGGAGUACCCCUUCCGUGUGGGCGAGCUCGAGUACGCCGUGAUCGACCUCAACCCCCGGCCGCUGGAGCCCAUCAUCCUGAUCGGGCGGAGCGGCACCGGCAAGACCACUUGCUGCCUGUACCGGCUGUGGAAGAAAUUCCACGUUUACUGGGAGAAGGCAGGGCAGGCGGGGAGCCCUCUCCUGGCCAGACAGAUCUGGCUGAAGAGAAGGUUGGAAGUAGAGCCCCGAAAGGAGGGUCCAGGUGGGGGAGAAGAGGAGGAGGAGGAGGAAGAGGAGGAAGAGGAGGAGGAGGAAGGUUCCCUGGAGGUGGAAAUACUGGACAGCGGAGAAGAGGAGCAGGAGACUGAAGCCUGUGCCCACGGGGCCAGCGAGGAGCCUGGGGGCCCCGGGCAAGGGGCGGAGGGAUGCACCCCAGAACAGCCCCACCAGCUGGAGCAUUUACAUCAGAUCUUCGUGACCAAGAACCACGUCCUGUGCCAGGAGGUGCAGAGGAAUUUCGUGGAGCUUUCCAAGUCUACCAAGGCCACCAGCCACUACAAACCCUUGGAACCCAAUGUCCACAGACUCCAGGACCUGAGGGAUGAGAACUUUCCACUGUUUGUCACCUCCAAGCAGCUGCUCCUCUUGCUUGAUGCUUCUCUGCCCAAGCCAUUUUUCCUGAGAAAUGAAGAUGGCAGCUUGAAGAGAACCAUCAUAGGAUGGUCCACGCAGGAAGAGCUGACCAUCCCCAACUGGCAGGAGGAGGAGGAAGAGGCGGAGGCAGAGGAGGGCUACGGCGAAGAGGAGAAGGCUGCGGAAACGCGGCCGUGUGACAGCGACCCCCGGGUGUUUGUGACAUAUGAGGUGUUUGCCAAUGAAAUAUGGCCAAAAAUGAUCAAAGGGAAAACCUCCUACAACCCCGCACUGAUUUGGAAGGAAAUAAAAUCUUUUCUGAAGGGAUCUUUUGAGGCUCUCAGCUCCCCCAAAGGGAAACUGACAGAAGAAGCAUAUAAGAAAUUAGGGCGGAAGCGGUCCCCCAAUUUCAAGGAAGACCGGAGCGAGAUCUACGUCCUCUUCUGCCUGUAUCAGCAGAUCAGGUCUCAGAAAGGUUACUUUGACGAAGAGGAUGUCCUCUACAACCUGUCCCGGAGGCUGUCGAAGGUCAAGGUGCUCCCGUGGUCCAUCCACGAGCUCUAUGGUGAUGAGAUCCAGGACUUCACCCAAGCCGAGCUGGCGCUGCUGAUGAAAUGCAUCAAUGACCCCAACGCCAUGUUCCUCACCGGGGACACGGCCCAGACCAUCAUGAAGGGCGUGGCCUUCCGCUUCAGCGACCUGCGCUCCCUGUUCCACUACGCCAGCAAGAGCACCGGUGACAAGCAGUGUGCCGUGCGGAAGCCGAAGAAGAUCCACCAGCUGUACCAGAACUACAGGUCCCACUCGGGAAUCCUCAAUCUGGCAUCUGGAGUGAUAGAUUUACUUAAGUUCUAUUUCCCGGAAUCUUUUGAUCGCCUUACAAGGGAUUCUGGCCUCUUCGAUGGUCCCAAACCAAUUGUCCUGGAGUCUUGUAGUGUGAGUGACUUGGCAAUAUUGCUUCGAGGCAACAAAAGGAAAACCCAGCCCAUCGAAUUUGGAGCCCAUCAGGUGAUCCUUGUAGCCAAUGAAAUGGCAAAGGAGAAAAUUCCAGAAGAGCUGGGGUUAGCGCUUGUGCUAACAGUUUAUGAAGCAAAGGGCUUAGAAUUUGACGAUGUCCUCCUUUACAACUUUUUCACUGAUUCCGAGGCUUACAAGGAAUGGAAGAUCAUUUCCUCAUUUACUCCUUCAUCCUCCGAGUCCAGAGAGGAAAGCAGGCCACUGAUUGAAAUGCCCCUAGAGAAACGCAGCUCCUCCCCGGGGCGCCAUCUUACCGUCAAUCCGGAAAUGUACAAGCUCCUGAACGGGGAGCUGAAGCAGCUGUACACGGCCAUCACCCGGGCUCGGGUCAACCUCUGGAUCUUUGACGAAAACCCAGAGAAGCGGGCUCCUGCUUUCAAAUACUUCAUGCGAAGGGAUUUCGUCAAAGUUGUGAAAACAGAUGAAAAUAAAGACCUUGAUGAUAGCAUGUUCGUUAAGACCUCAACCCCUGCAGAAUGGAUCGCACAAGGAGAUUACUACGCUAAACACCAGUGCUGGAAGGUUGCAGCCAAGUGUUACCAAAAAGGAGGCGCACUGGAGAAGGAGAAACUGGCUUUGGCUCACAACACCGCCCUGAACAUGAAAUCCAAGAAAGUCAGCCCCAAGGAAAAGCAGGUGGAGUAUUUGGAACUGGCUAAGACCUAUCUGGAGUGCAAGGAGCCGAAGCUGUCCCUUAAGUGUCUGAGCUACGCCAAGGAGUUCCAGCUCUGUGCCCAGCUGUGCGAGAGGCUGGGAAAGAUAAGAGAUGCCGCCUAUUUCUAUAAGCGAAGCCAGUGCUACGAAGAUGCUUUCAGGUGCUUUGAGCAGAUUCAGGAAUUUGAUCUAGCCCUCAAAAUGUACUGCCAAGAGGAGCUAUUUGAAGAAGCUGCUAUGGCUGUGGAAAAGUAUGAAGAAAUGCUAAGGACCAAGACCUUUCCCAUCUCCAAGCUCUCCUACUCGGCCAGUCAGUUUUACCUGGAAGCUGCAGCCAAGUACUUGAGUGCAAAUAAGAUAAAGGAGAUGAUGGCUGUGCUCUCGAAGCUGGACACAGAGGACCAGCUGGUGUUCCUCAAGUCUCGGAAGCGGCUGGCGGAAGCUGCAGACCUCCUGAACAGGGAAGGUCGAAGAGAAGAGGCCGCCCUCCUGAUGAAGCAACACGGCUGCCUCUUAGAGGCGGCCAGGCUCACCGCCGACAAGGACUUCCAGGCCUCGUGUCUGCUGGCGGCCGCCCGCCUCAACGUGGCCAGGGAUUCGGAUGUGGACCAGACCAAGGCCAUCCUUAGAGAAGCCCUUGAGCUCUGCCAUCAGACUAAUCAGGCAUCCGGCAUCGCGGAGGCUCACUUCUUGCAGGGGGUGAUCCUGAGAGACUUUCAGAAGCUCAAGGACGCCUUCCUGAGGUUUGACAAGCUCAACCACUCCGCAGGAGCAGUGGAGGCCCUUUCCGAAGCCGCCAGCCAGUGUGAGGCUGACUCUGACAGUGUCCUGGCCCUGGCUCCAGGGGGCUUGGAAGUCCUCCUCAAUCUGGUCAGGGCCCUCAAAAGCGUGACCAACAAUGCAGAGAAGGAAAUGGUCAAGUCUUGCUUUGAGUUUUUUGGGAUUUCCCAGGUGGAUGCCAAGUAUUGCCAGAUAGCUCAGAACGACCCUGGACCCAUAUUAAGAAUAAUUUUCGACCUGGAUGUGAACUUGAGAGAGAAGAAAGCGAAAGAGCAUUUCUUGAUUAUGACGGACCAGGUGAAAUUAGCCAUCAACAAACACCUUUUGAGCAGGCUGUGUCAAAUCACACGGAGCCUCCUUGGGAAGACCUACCCGAGCGUCUGCAGGAGGUUUAUCGUCGGCUUAAAGUGUGAGGAUGAAGGCUGUGAAGAUUUCCACAGGCCUCUGCGACGCUGUGAGGCCAAGUGCGUGGUUCAGACAAAGAUACACCUAGUGGCGAUCAACGGACUGCUUUUGGAAGCCAAAAAAGUAUUCCCCAAAAGCUUAGCUGAAGAACUUGAAGAAAUCGAUCGUAUUUUGUCUAAGGAUAAGUAUGGCUUUUGCAAAUCCUUCCUGAAUGUCCUCUUCCCCAAGCAUUUCCAUCAAAGAGUGUUGUCAGAAAACCCCAUGGCGUGCAGAGAAGUCCUCAAGCCGCAUUACAAGUCCUUCCGCGCCUACAAGUCUGCCCUGAAAGAGUACGUCCAUUUCGUGUUUCAAAACGAACGGCCCCGGAGCCGCCGGGAGUCCACGGACCUGUGGCUGAGCGCCAUGCAGGCUUUCCUCCUCUCUGCCAGCUAUCCUGAGGAGCUUGAAAAGCUGCUCCACCGGGAGGAGGACAAUUACAACAGGGAACUCAAAGCCCUCCAGGCUGACAAAGAGGAAAGGGGAAGCGGGAGGGGCAGCAGGAUGAAAGGAAUAGAAGGGAAGUUCGGCAUGCUGGCGCCCAACAAGGAUGCUGAGAGUGCAGAGAAGACCCAUUUGUGCUUCAUCCGGCUGCUGGAGGAUUCCAUCCAGCAGUUGUACGUGCACAGGAACCCCGAAGGCUACAAGAGGCGCUUUUUCCGUUUCAUGAACGUCCUUGUUAAGAGGUGUAAGGAACCGCUCAUCCCCAGCAUCGGGAACACAGUGGCCCUGCUGGAGCUCCAGUUCGUCCACUGCGGGGCAGUCCUGGCCCGUCUUUGGAAGAAGGCCAUCCUGUGCCUCCCCAAGAGCUACAUCGCGCUCUUGCACUACUGGGAGUUCCUGUUCAGCAAGAGGGAGCCCGGGGACGUGUUCGCCAUCAUUCAGGAGUACAGACCGAAGGACGUGACCAGAGCCAUUCAGGCUUUCCAGUUACACCUGUCCUACCUCGUCAAGGUGCUGUGUGGCUGGGAGAACGCGAACUUCAACGUCCUGCUUGAUGCCUUCAGUGAAAUAGACUAUGUGGUCUCCGGGGAGGCGGAGCGGACCCUGGUGCUGUGCCUGGUGAUGCUGCUGAAUGCGGAGGAGUUUCUGCAGCCGUCCUGCAAGUCUCUCCUGUCCCACCACUUCCAGAAGAUCGAGGCGAGCCUGCAGCUGAUGAGCACGGACUGCCCGGACCGGGUCCCUGAGAGACUCCUCAGAGUGGUGAAGCGCGUGCUGAUGGCAGGCAACGUCAAGUCCGUGGCAGAGGCGCUGCAGGACUUGCUCUUUGAGCGGGACGAAGAGUACCUGAUGGACUGCCACUGGCGAUGGGACAGCGGGCACCCCAAAGGGGCCGGGGUGUGCGGCCUCUACCACGAGGAGGUCAGACUGAACCGCCUACUCUCCGUAGACCCCGUGGGCUACUUUGCCGAGCCAGAGGGUGAGUUCGGUCAGGACGAGACGGAGGAGCUGGCCUCUGAGGACCGGGACCACCACCUCCUGGCCGCCAUCCUCUCGCAGAAGCAGCGGAAGGCUUCCAUCCAGCGGAAGCUGAGGAGGACAUGCCUGGUGGUGUCCUUGUGCAUCAGCUGGAGGAGGAGGGCGGGGGCGCAGACCGAGCGCUUCCAGGAGGAGAGCGGGGAGCCGGUGGCCCGGAACUUCAAAAAGGCCGACGUGGACCGGACCCAGUGCGACCUCUGCGGAGUGAAGUUCAUCCGAGGUCCCGAGAACUAUUUCAGUCCAGGGAACUACUUUGGCCCGGAUCAGGCAAUUCAGGGAGCGGCUUCUGGGGCUGAGGCCCUUUCCGGGGCUGAGCUGAACGACCAGGAAGGUCGGGAGAGGAACAGUGAGUCUUACGAGCAGCACAUCCGCCUGAAAGGCCACCACAAGCAGCAAGUGGCCUACCAGAAGUACUGGAAAUUUUUCCGCGAGAGGGUGGACCCGGCUAUUGAGAAAGGCAAGCUGGUGGUGCAGGACAUCGAGCACAGCGUGUGGGUCCGCAGCCACCUGGGCUCCAAAGAGCAGAGCCACAUGCUGCAGGGGAAGGUCCAGGAGAACAUCAAGAGGGUUUCGGAUGCGGUGGAGGAUCUCUACAGGAGGAAGGCCUGGGCUGACGCGGAGGAGGUCAUGGCACGGCUGGUCAACAUCCUGAUCCCGUCCGUCAGUGAUGCGCGGGAGUGGCUGCGGAAAACAGAGCUGCACUUGAAGGAGGAAGGUAUCGUUCAGGAAGAGGAUUAUGAAAAUGAAGCUGAGGACUUUGAUGAGCUCCAACCUAGGAGGCGUUUUCAGAAAUGUGCGAAGCAGAGAAAAUACUAACAUCCACACAGCUGCUGCUUCCUAAACCUUCAGAACAUUCCAUCCUGACUUAGAAUUCCGCAUCUGGGGCAGAAGAGGAAAAGCAUGUAUAUUAGCAUAAAAAAGUGGAGGUGGGGUGUCUAACAAUGCCUUUGCUCUCUCUUCUUGUUACUUCUCUCUCACUGGUGGCUUAGGGUCUGACUACUCCCUCAGAGCAGGGGCCUCUUUACAGAGUUUUCCAAGUUCAAGUCUAACAGGGCUACUUCCCCCUAAACCAGGCUCAGGUGAGAGGAGGCGCAGCUGGAGGGAACCUUGGGCCUCCUCCCCGCCAGGCCCCCGGGUUCUCCGGCUUGUUUUCACCAUGACAUGGGUCAAUAGCAGGGACGCCCCUCACCUCCGAGUUGCCGCUGCCCUGGCCUGCGAGCCACCCGCCUAUCUCCUCAUCUCCGUUCACACCGCUGCAUCAUCAAGUAGUCCAAGUGCUGUGUGUGCCCAGGGUCCCUGUGGGCCCUGCCGCUGGCCACCCCUGACCCCAGGCCACACUGAUCAUCUCUGGGCCCACUGGUGGCGUCGUCCCUUCUGUUAUAUGUGUUAGCCUUUUCUCUCUGCGGCAGCUCUUCUGUCUGCCCUCCCUGCAUUUUUGGAGACCAUUGUCAGCUACCUGUGCAGGUCACAGUGAGACUACCUCAGCAUGUAGUCAAGAAUCCUCCCAACGUCUUUCCGGCAGCCAGCCUCAGGACCUUCCUUCUAGAAGGAAAGGCUGGGGGAUGUUGCCGGAGGUACCCAGCCUGUCUCUCCAAGGUGGUGUCCUCUGCCUUGUCUAUGGUGCAGAUAUUUCAGAAAGUGUUUUGUAUGUAGCCUUUGGUGUCUGCUUGUCUUGGGUCUCCCUGGCAAGUUUACCAUGCUUAUCUGGCUGUUCUGAUGAGUUCCUCCCACCCCGAGCUCACCGUGGGGACACCAUGACCUGUGGAGCUGCAGGUUGGGGACAGGUAGACAGAGAAGCCAGCCUGACGGUGCCGGUCCUUAGGGAUUUGGCUGUGAAUCACUGCCCCAUGGCUGGUGGGCUCGGAAAGUGGAGUGGGUUGUGGGCCUCUAACAUGCAGGACACCAUUGCUGCCUCCACUGAGCCAUCAGUAUGUCCCUUUCAGAAAGCCCUCCUGCCUCUCUUGUGGUCACUGCCCUCCCUGUCCCCCAUGCCCCAGCUCGGCCUGGUGCAAAAGGUCAGGCUCGCACUGGUCCAUCACUGUUUUGUCAUCACAGCAGAACCAGCCUUCUCCCCACGUUGCUGCUGCUUUUGCUGCUCAUUGUUUUUCCUUCACUGUCUUUCUAAAUGACUCUUUCUCUUUGAAAUGUAAGGUUUCUAAUUUUUAUUAGACUAUGGUUCUAAUUUUUAUUCUAGGUGUUUUUAUAAACUUCACUUACCGGGGUGGGGGGGGGGAGGAAAAAAAUCAAAUCUUGCUGUAUUAUCACAUUUUUAUAAAAUUAAAUCAUUUCUCUUACAUGUGGCUGUCCAUUUGUUUAUUUCCAAUCUCGACUCAGAGAGCAAACGAGUGAAUCUUGGAGAUGGUUCUUUCUGGUCAGCUGGUAGAUACUGACCAGGCCAGAAGUUUGCUGUGCUUUCUGAAACUGAGAAACCCCGGGACCCAGAGACCUGUAGCCGUUUGCAGUGUCUCUUGAGGGCCUGCUCGUGUAAGCUCUUUGCCAUUGGAUGUUCUCGUGCAGGCAGGGUGUGGACUGGAAGGGGCUUUGUCAGUGCCUCUAACAAGAACAUUUCCCUGGGAGGCGGGAGACCUGGAAUCGAAUCCUAGUCCUGCCCCAGGGAGCUGUUAUAACUGGGACAAGUUAGACCCGUUCAACACUCCCUGAGGACACCAUGCGGCACCACCCCUGGGGAAAUCAGGGUCUGGUGUGGGAGAGAGAUGGAGAUAGAGGUGUGUGAAGCAUGGGUGGUUGCAGCAUAUGCAUAACCCAGCUGGGCCUCGCUUUCUCCUGGGAGUGGUCUGAGAUCCCAGCCUGCCCUGACGCAGAGUGCUUCUGUAGGCUGUUGCCACGGGUUGGAACCCCCUCAGGUCUUGGGUCUGUGAUCCCAGUGUUUGCCUGUGCUGGGCGAGCAGGACAGCUGAGUCUUGAAAAGCAAGAGUCCAAUCUUGUGCUUCGAGGUCCAGGAGGCUCAGAUUGAGCUGGACGGUCCCAGUACCUCCUCCACCAGUGCUCACCAACAGAAUGACCUGGAGACAACCACCCCGCCAGGGUCCUUACAGCAUAAGCAUGGAGCUUAUGGGGAGGAGACCAGCAUUUAGCAGCAGGAGCUGUCAUUCCCAUUGAUGGCCUGAGUCCUGAGGCCCAGUCCUGCACCCGGGGCUUUGGUGUCCCAGGUCUUGCCCAGAAGUCCAGGGUGAGGGAGGGUUUCGGGUGCUCACAAUGACUCCCAGAUUUGGUAGAUCACUAGGAGAGCUCAGCGUACACUUGUGCUCACUGCUCUGAUUUAUUACAGCAAAAGCAUUAAUACCAAGCACCACUGGCAAAGGAAAAAGGCAAAGGGAAGUCUGGGGGCACCAGCUACAGGCUCCUGAGGGUUCCUUUCCCAGUGGAGUCACACAACAUGCUUCAUUCCACCCCUCUCUCCCCCCAGCAACUAGCUGUGACAACGUUCGAAAUGUGGCCAGUAAGUAGCUUAUUGGAGACUUGGCACUCAGGGUCUUUAUUGAGGCUAGUUCUGUAUCAAAGCCCCAGAGUCUCUGUGGAAAAUACCAUAAACCACUUGGUGGAGAAGUAAUAAAGCAUUAUUGUUUUAAGCUA